AUGUCUCAUGAAACUAUAAAAACCAUAAUUUAUUCCGGCGAAAGUAAAUUCAAUCUUAUUGGAAAUGAUAAUAGAGUUUUUACUUGGAGAAAGCCGUGUACAGGCCUUUCUCCAAAAAAUAUUUUGGUACAGUUAUAUACUAAGGAAGGCUCUGUAAUGGUGUGA
Molecule: messenger RNA, 165 nt
Organism: Vairimorpha ceranae
Lineage: Eukaryota; Fungi; Microsporidia; Nosematidae
Exons: 1
Coding region: 1-165 (54 amino acids)
Molecular function (GO): nucleic acid binding
Source: RefSeq, a predicted model, not a curated record